This is a messenger RNA of Fragaria vesca subsp. vesca, 1514 nucleotides long. RefSeq names its product protein SCARECROW-like. The record is from RefSeq and is a predicted model, not a curated record. The transcript has a single exon. NCBI's taxonomy places the organism in Eukaryota, Viridiplantae, Streptophyta, Magnoliopsida, Rosales, Rosaceae. Gene Ontology annotation, biological process: regulation of DNA-templated transcription. Gene Ontology annotation, cellular component: nucleus. Gene Ontology annotation, molecular function: sequence-specific DNA binding; DNA-binding transcription factor activity. Bases 75 to 1514 code for a protein of 479 amino acids.
AUCUACUGUAUAUUAUUCAGUUUUCUCAUAUUAAUUCAUUUGUCCGAGAGUGAGAGAUCGAGAGAAGUAAUAGUAUGGAAGAUAUAGACGAGGAGGGGGAUGAGCUUUUGAAUCUCAGCCUUGCAAUUGUUACAAACUCAGGCGGUGAAAGAAUGAAAAAGAGAAAGAGAAGGGAUAAUACUACUAGCAGCGAUUUCAGUUCAUCAUCAUAUGAAGGUUGUGAGGGGAAGAUAUUCAGUCUUCUUCAAAUGAGGGAACAAAUGUUAAAACUAGAGCACAAGAAGAAACGAGGAGGAGCAGGUAAUGAUAUUGUUGAUGAAUUAGAUGGUAAAGGCCUCCAAUUAAUCCGCAUGUUGCUCAUAACAGCCACUGCCGUAAAUGAAAACAAUGUGAGCUCAGCUUUCGAGAAUCUUACAGAGUUGUAUAAAAGUGUUUCCUUGUGCGGCGACUCAGUGCAACGAGUUGUGGCUUACUUUGCAGAUGGCUUGGCAGCGAGGCUUCUCACCCGAAAAUCACCAUUCUUCGACAUGAUUUCCAAGGAGCCAACGCAUGAGGAAGAGUUUGUAGCCUUCACUGCUCUCUACCGGGUUUCCCCCUACUACCAGUUUGCUCAUUUUACAGCCAACCAGGCCAUAAUCGAGGCAUUUGAGAAAGAAGAAGACAAGAACAACCGUUCCUUGCAUGUAAUCGAUUUCGACGUCUCCUAUGGCUUUCAAUGGCCUUCAUUGAUACAAUCUCUUUCCGAAAAGGGAAGCAGUGGCAGUCGGAUAUCCCUUAGGAUUACAGGGUUUGGAAGAAGCUUGGACGAACUGCGGGAGACGGAGAAUAGAUUGCUCAGCUUUUCCAAGGGAUGUCGCAACCUCGUCUUUGAAUUCCAAGGAUUAUUGCAUGGCUCAAAUCUCAUAAACUUGAGGAAGAAGAGAAAUGAAACAAUUGCGGUGAAUUUGGUUUUUCAUUUGAACAGCUUGAACAAUGAUAUCAAGAUAUCCGACUCGUUAAAAUCUGUACAUUUACUUAACCCUUCGAUUGUAAUGUUGGUUGAACAAGAAGGAAGCAGAAGUCCUCGAAGUUUCUUGUCGAGAUUCAUGGAGUCUUUGCAUUAUUUUGCAGCCAUGUUUGAUUCCUUAGAUGAUUGCUUACCGCUAGAGAGCACGGAGAGGCUGAGAAUCGAGAAGAACCAUCUGGGGAAGGAGAUCAAAAGCAUGCUCAACUACGACAAUAUUAUGGAGGAUCGUAAAACAGAAAAGUCGACGGAGACAUGGAAAGCGAGGAUGGAGAGUCAUGGUUUUGAAGGAGUCAAUCUAAGCUCCAAGUCCAAGAUCCAAGCUAGACUUCUCUUGAAAAUUAGGACCCAUUAUUGUCCCCUUCAAUUUGAAGGAGACGGUAGUAAUGGUAGCAGUACUGCAGCUGGCUUCAGGGUUUUUGAAAGAGAUGAUGGAAGGACACUUUCUCUAGGAUGGCAAGAUAGGUAUCUUCUUUCAGUUUCUGCAUGGCACUGUCACCGUGUAUCUUAA